AUGGCGAUUGUGAUUGUGAUUGUGAUGGCGAUAGCGGUGACGAUAGCAGUGACGAUGGGAGGUCGCGCGCACCAUAGCAAGGCAGGCCAACAUGGUCUGCACGGGCUUGACUUGGCUUGGCUUGGCUUGGCUUGGCUUGGCUUGGCUUGGCUUGGCUGUGGAAGCGAAUCACAAAACCGCUUCAAGUCGAUUGGGGUGGCGAGACAAGCAGGAAGGUGACUUGCAACGAUG
This is a messenger RNA of Polychytrium aggregatum, 231 nucleotides long. RefSeq lists its product as uncharacterized. Lineage: Eukaryota; Fungi; Chytridiomycota; Chytridiomycetes; Polychytriales. Bases 1 to 219 code for a protein of 72 amino acids. The record is from RefSeq and is a predicted model, not a curated record. The transcript has 2 exons.